AUGUUUCUGUCGUGGUAUGGAAUAUGUGCCUAUGUAAGUGCUAAGAAAUUGUGCAUUGUUUUUGAAGAGUGUUGUAGAACUAUUUCAGUCUAUGGGACAGCCGGACCAGGUCAGUUAGUGGCUAUUAUGGGAUCCAGUGGUGCCGGGAAGUCUUCUAUGCUUAAUGUGCUCGCACAUAGGAAUUUGGACAAGCUUGAGAUCUAUGGUAGCAUUAAGGUGAAUCAACGUCCGGUCACCAGAGAGUUCAUGCGUUCGGUUUGUGCCUAUGUACAACAAGACGACUGCUUCAUUGGAUCGCUCACUGUUAGAGAACAUCUGAUGUUCAAUGCGAUUCUCAGGAUGGGCGGCGGAUAUCGGAACGAGAGGCAUUCACAAAAGCUAGGCUUAGAAGACUGUGCUGAGAGUUUGAUUGGAACACGGACGAGAAAAGGCAUUUCAGGAGGAGAAAAAAAGCGAGUCGCAUUCGCUUCCGAGAUUAUCACAAAUCCUCCAAUUCUUCUGUGUGAUGAGCCUACUUCUGGGUUGGAUUCGUUUCUUGCCUUGCAAGUAAUUCAUGUUCUUAAGAAACUUGCGGUCUCAAAGUCAAUGACAAUCAUGGUCACAAUACACCAACCUUCUAGUCAAGUUUUCGAGUUAUUUGACAGGUAUAUGCAGUUAACUCUAUACUUCAAAGCUGAAAAGAACUCUAUUACUGCUAUCUCCAGAAUAUAUCUAAUGGCCGAAGGUCGUGUGGCAUUCUGUGGAAAUCAGGCCGAAGCAAGUCAAUUCUGGUCAGAACUGGGAGACCCGCUUCCAGAAAACUUUAACCCAGCUGAUCACUACAUAUCAUCGCUGGCUGUUCAGGAUGAAGAUGAAUCGCUAUCGUUACAGGAAAUCUGUGACGCAUUCGACAAGAGUCCGAUAGGCGAGGAUGUCCGCUAUGAUGCGAAGUCAGGAAGCGAUGCCGUCAGGUCUUCUUACGAUUCAACUUUGGCAAGGGAAGAUAAAAAAUCUCAUCGACAUAUGGCAGGGUAUCAUUUUAUAACUUUUUUUAGGUGGUCCGAACAGUUCCGAUCAUUGUACUGGCGUUCUACAGUGACAGUUCUUCGUGAGCCGACACUUCUGAAGGUUCAACUCACUCAGUCCGUAAUCGCCCUACUCACUGGCUUAGUUUACUUGAGUAACUCGUACACGCAGCAAAAGGUAGCAAACAUCAACGGCUCGCUCUAUCAGAUGGUCACCAACAUGGCUUUCAUGUUUCAAUUUGCUGUCCUCAAUCACUUUUGUUCCGAAAUCCAAACAUUCUACCGCGAAUUCGACUCUGGCCUCUACAGCGUCAGUGCGUACUUUUUCGCAAAGAAUCUAGCAGAGUUGCCGAAUUACACGUUCUCGGCGUUAGUGUUUGCGUCGAUUCUCUACUGGAUGUCUAAACUGGUUCCGCUUUGGGAUGCGUUCUUCUUCUAUCUUCUCAUCGGCGUUCUUGUGCAAAAUACGGCAAUUUCAAUUGGAUACACCAUGGCUUGCAUCUUUGGUACUGUCUCUACUGCUGUAGCCGUGCUUCCAAUUUUUGUGGUACCAUUGAUGGCUUUUGGUGGUUUUUUCAUCAAUCAAGCCUCGUUACCCAUUUAUUUCUAUCCGUUCAAGUUUCUUUCUUAUUUCCGCUAUGCAUUUGAGAGUUUGGCGGUCAACGAAUGGUCCCAUGUGAACACAAUUUCUGGUUGUGAGCGAAUGGUAGGAUGCUAUAGAAAUGGAUCUGAUGUGAUAAAACGUCUCAGCUUCUCACCUCAAAAUAUGUGGAUUAAUGUGAUCGUUCUUUUCUCUAUGAUUGUCGGAAUUCGUUUAAUAGGAUUUUCCAGUCUUUGGUUACGAGCAAAGGUACGUAAAUAA
Messenger RNA from Angiostrongylus costaricensis, 1866 nucleotides. NCBI's taxonomy places the organism in Eukaryota, Metazoa, Nematoda, Chromadorea, Rhabditida, Metastrongylidae. The record is from the annotation of a GenBank genome assembly.